AUGAAAAGCUUCGUGUUUGCAUUAUUUCUAUUCUCGUCAACAGUCUCCGCUUGUACGUCCUGGCCGAAUAACACGGAUACACAAUUUAAUUGGUGGCAAUGUGCUACUGGCGGAAUGAGCUUCUUCAAUGUUACUCCAUAUGAUGCGAGCGCAAAGAAAUACGAAUAUCCGAUUCAUUUGGGUCAUCCUUUAUUACUUGAGACUGAAGCUUACAUGCCCGAGAAGUAUGAUCGACCAAACUUGAAACUGACCGUUAGCGUUUUCACAUGGAAUACCAACUCAUGUGCCUGGUCAUCUUUACCAACUUUUGGUCUUUUGAAAGAAAUGAAUGCAUGUGACAAUGGUAUCUCCUGCCCAGUACCAGCUGGAUCUCAUUCAUUUAACAUUGAGUUGGACUUCUCAAAGCAUGAGACAAUUAUAAACAUGCUCAAAGACGAUUCUCCUUAUCAGCUUCAGUUUGUCUUUGAUAAUGCCCGAACAAAAAACAUUGGAUGCUUGUUGACUCAAGCUCGAGCUCGAAUUCAUUGA
Molecule: messenger RNA, 528 nt
Organism: Auanema sp. JU1783
Lineage: Eukaryota; Metazoa; Nematoda; Chromadorea; Rhabditida; Rhabditidae
Source: the annotation of a GenBank genome assembly